This is a messenger RNA of Vigna radiata var. radiata (mung bean), 876 nucleotides long. RefSeq names its product probable prolyl 4-hydroxylase 10. Gene Ontology annotation, molecular function: L-ascorbic acid binding; iron ion binding; procollagen-proline 4-dioxygenase activity. NCBI's taxonomy places the organism in Eukaryota, Viridiplantae, Streptophyta, Magnoliopsida, Fabales, Fabaceae. The transcript is spliced from 6 exons. Gene Ontology annotation, biological process: peptidyl-proline hydroxylation to 4-hydroxy-L-proline. The coding region runs from base 73 to 876 and encodes 267 amino acids. The record is from RefSeq and is a predicted model, not a curated record. Gene Ontology annotation, cellular component: endoplasmic reticulum.
UUAAUACCAAUAAAAGCGUGUUUCUCCUCUUCUGCAACAUUGUUCUAUUGUUCAUUCCAAAAAUUAACACAAAUGGUGAAAGCGAGGCACUCUAGGGUUCAAAAAUCGUGGAUGACGAGGUGGUCGUGGGUGUUUCUUCUAUCAGUGCUGACGAUGUUCAUGUUUCUCCUAAUUCUCCUUCUCCUCGCUCUCCACCUUCUCUCAAUGCCCACUUCCUUUGCUCCAGUCCAACAUAAUCAUCUCAAUUCCAUUGCUCGCAACGCUUCCUACAUAAGCGAAGGAGAAGAUGAACAGAGAGAGCAAUGGGUUGAAAUAUUAUCAUGGGAGCCUAGGGCUUUUCUCUAUCACAAUUUUCUGACGAAGGAUGAAUGUGAGUAUCUGAUUAAUAUAGCAAAGCCAAACAUGCAGAGGUCUAAGGUUCUUAAAAGUGGGAUGGUUAAAACUAGCAGCGGAAGGACAAGUUUUGGUGCUUUUUUGGAUAGAGGUGUGGAUAAAACUGUGAGGAAGAUUGAGAAAAGAAUUGCUGAUUUUACUCAUAUACCUGUUGAGAACGGUGAAGGACUUCAAAUUCUGCAUUACGAAGUUGGACAAGAGUAUGUGGGUCAUCAUGACUUCUUUGUGGAUGAAAAUUACACUGCAAAUGGGGGUGAUCGCAUAGCAACAAUGUUGAUGUACCUUUCAGAUGUUGAAGAAGGAGGUGAGACAGUUUUCCCAGAUGCAAAGGGAAAAUUGAGGUCAGUGCCUUGGUGGAAUAUUAAUGAGCUUUCUUAUUGUGCGAGAAAAGGACUUUCAAUUAAGCCAAAGAUGGGGAAUGCUUUACUUUUCUGGAACAUGAGGCCUGAUGCAACUUAUGAUCCAUCAAGUUUUCAUGGUUAG